Molecule: messenger RNA, 3444 nt
Organism: Belonocnema kinseyi
Lineage: Eukaryota; Metazoa; Arthropoda; Insecta; Hymenoptera; Cynipidae
Product: cytoplasmic aconitate hydratase-like
Exons: 15
Coding region: 209-2884 (891 amino acids)
Biological process (GO): citrate metabolic process; tricarboxylic acid cycle
Cellular component (GO): mitochondrion; cytosol
Molecular function (GO): aconitate hydratase activity; 4 iron, 4 sulfur cluster binding
Source: RefSeq, a predicted model, not a curated record
GUACAGGGUGUCCUCUAUCAGAGAUAUAAAGUUAAUUCAUUCACACAUUGCCAUAUCACAUUGCAUAUAUAUGAUUAUCAAGGCAGAAAGUCGUACUGGGAAUUAAACCUACACCCUAUAGAAAAAAAUAUAGUUUUAGAGGCUUUAGAGAGCUAGAGUAGUCGCCGCGGUGCAAGGCUGGGAGGACGUGACUUUGUGAGUGACGAUAAUGGCAGAACCAAGCCUAUAUAAAGAGUUGCUGAGAAGUAUCAGCCUCGGUAAAGAAACUCGCCAAUACUAUGACUUGACGCGUUUUGGAGAAAAAUAUGAGAGAUUGCCCUUCUCAAUCAGAGUGCUACUGGAAAGUGCCGUUAGAAAUUGCGAUGAUUUCCAGGUGAAGAAACAGGACGUGGAAAAGAUUUUAAACUGGGAGAAGAAUCAAAGUGUUGAGGAAGGAGUCGAAGUUGCUUUUAAACCAUCUCGAGUUAUUCUCCAGGAUUUGACUGGAGUUCCCGCAGUUGUCGACUUCGCUGCUAUGAGAGAUGCUGUCAAAAAGUUAGGCGGUGAUCCUGAUAAAAUAAAUCCCAUUUGCCCUUCGGACUUGGUUAUCGAUCAUUCGGUGCAAGUAGAUUUUAUUAGAAGUGGUGAUGCAUUGAGAAAAAACGAGGCGUUGGAAUUCGACAGGAACCAUGAAAGAUUUAUUUUCCUGAAAUGGGGUGCGAGAGCACUUCACAAUAUGUUAAUCGUCCCACCAGGAAGUGGAAUCGUUCAUCAGGUCAAUUUGGAAUACUUGGCCCGAGUUGUUUUCGACAGGGAUGGUUUGCUCUACCCUGAUAGCGUCGUCGGAACAGAUUCGCAUACAACUAUGAUUAACGGCCUCGGAGUUUUAGGCUGGGGUGUCGGAGGAAUUGAAGCCGAAGCUGUUAUGCUCGGUCAAGCGACUUCCAUGCUGUUGCCAAAGGUUGUUGGGUACAAAUUGAUAGGGGGUCUCAAUCCUUACGUUACAUCGACGGACCUCGUUCUCACCAUAACAAAGAAUUUACGUCAACUCGGUGUCGUUGGAAAGUUUGUAGAAUUCUUUGGCCCUGGUGUAGCACAGCUAAGCAUCGCAGAUCGAGCAACGAUUUCCAAUAUGUGCCCCGAAUAUGGAGCAACUGUGGGUUUCUUCCCUGUUGAUCAGCAAACCUUGGAUUAUCUAGAACAAACUGGUCGCCAAGACGAGCACAUUGAAAGAAUCACAAAAUAUUUAAAAGCUGUAGACAUGCUCAGAAAUUAUGACAAUCCAGCUCAAGAUCCUGUAUUUUCGGAAGUUGUCACCCUAGACUUAGGAACUGUCGUUUCCAGCGUGAGUGGACCUAAAAGACCUCAUGAUCGUGUUUCCGUCACAGAGAUGAAGGUGGAUUUCAAUAACUGCCUUAAAAGCAAGGUAGGAUUCAAGGGUUUCGGCAUACCUCCUCAGAAACUAAAAUCAGAAGGAACUUUCGAAUUUGAAGGCAAAGAGUAUAAACUCAGACAUGGGUCGGUGGUCAUUGCUGCGAUCACAAGCUGUACAAAUACGAGUAACCCGAGCGUCAUGCUCGGUGCAGGUCUUCUCGCCAAAAAGGCAGUGGAAGCUGGACUCAGUGUUGCUCCUUAUAUAAAAACUUCCCUGUCACCUGGAUCGGGAGUAGUAACUUAUUAUCUGAAAGAAAGUGGAGUCUGCCCAGCACUUAUAAAACUUGGAUUUGAUAUUGUUGGAUAUGGAUGCAUGACUUGUAUUGGAAAUAGUGGCCCUCUCACCGAAUCAAUUGUUGAUGCAAUCGAAAAGAAUGAGCUCGUUUGUUGCGGAGUCCUCUCCGGUAAUCGUAACUUUGAAGGAAGAAUUCAUCCAAACACAAGGGCAAACUACCUGGCAUCGCCUUUGCUGGUAAUCGCGUAUGCCAUUGCUGGAACCGUGGACAUUGACUUCGAGAAAGACCCUUUGGGUCGCAGACAUGACGGCACCGACGUAUAUUUGCGAGAUAUAUGGCCUAGCAGAACUGAAAUUCAGGCUGUGGAGCAAAGAUUCGUCAUUCCAGCAAUGUUCAAGGAAGUUUACAGCCGGCUCGAAAAGGGCAGCGACACCUGGAGAAGUUUGAAUGCUCCCGAGAGUCAACUUUAUCCUUGGGAUCCGAAUUCGACUUAUAUCAAAAAUCCACCUUACUUUGAAAAUCUCAGCAAGGAUCUUCCAAAACAUAAGCCCAUAAAGAAAGCAAGAGUUCUCUUGAAUUUUGGAGAUUCGGUAACAACUGAUCACAUCAGUCCGGCCGGAAGUAUAGCUCGCAAUUCUCCUGCAGCGAGAUAUUUAACAAGUCGAGGACUUACUCCAAGAGAUUUUAAUUCCUAUGGAGCUCGCAGAGGAAAUGAUGCAGUUAUGGCUCGAGGAACUUUCGCAAACAUUCGACUUUUAAAUAAGUUCAUAGGGAGACCUGGUCCACGAACUAUUUACAUUCCAAAUAAAGAAGAGAUGGAUAUUUUUGAUGCGUCUGAAAAAUACAUCAAAGACGGAACUCCUCUAUUAGUCCUCGCUGGAAAAGAGUACGGAUCAGGAUCUUCUCGAGAUUGGGCAGCGAAAGGUCCAUAUCUUUUGGGCAUUCAAGCCGUGAUCGCAGAAUCAUACGAAAGAAUUCACAGAUCCAAUCUCGUGGGUAUGGGAAUCGUUCCGCUGCAAUAUCUUCCUGGACAAACCGCUGAAAGUUUGGGGUUGACAGGAUUCGAGCAGUUCGACAUAGACAUUCCAGAAAAAAUCCACCCGGGUCAAAACACUAAAGUCAAAACUGACGAUGGCAAGGAAUUUGAAGUGCUGGUGCGUUUCGACACCGAGGUGGACCUCACUUAUUACAAACAUGGUGGCAUUCUGAAUUAUAUGAUAAGAAAAAUGCUUUGAUGAUCGAUGAUUACGCGUGUAAACUGUGAACGGCAUUGAGCCGCCUAAAUUAACUAAACGUACGUAGAUACUUAAAUUGGGAUUGGGCUUUAUCUGUGCGUCCUACUGAACUAAAAAAAGUACAAACUGGCUAAUUUCAAUUAAAAUUUAAUUUUAAUUGAAAAGGCUUCUAAAAAUUGCUUGCUGCAAUCAUAAAUAGGGUUGUUUCCAAAGCUAGAUAUCAUUUUUCCAAUAAAUGGGUCUUAUAUCAUAUAAAAUUCUAAUUUAAAAAACGCCCAUAAGAAAUUUGUUUAUUAUUUUUAAUUUAAUGUUGAAAUAUGAAUUUUCUAUCACGAUGUCCUUUGGAGAGCCCCUUUGACGUCAAAGGGUUUGGGUUUUCCACCAAUUACAGCUUAUGUGUCAGUGAUUCUCAAAUAUCUUUUUCUGUACCGAUGUUUUGUUUUGGUUAUGUGCACAUCGAAAAUAGAAAUCGCAAAAGAUUGUAUAAAAAAUGUUAAAAGGAGGUUUUCCUAAAAGCCAAUCGUGGAAAUCUACCGAAAAUAGAUAUAUUUAUGAUAUCG